CAGGUCCUUUACCAGACAUCUGAGGCAUCGGAUGCUAUCUGGCAGGGCCUUUUUUCAGCAGGGCAAUCUGCGGACGCACUCGUCGCGUCGCAGCUCUCGGGUGUGACGCCUCUGACUUAUGUGAUUAUCUUCGGCGCGGGACUCGUAACUAGCUUGUCGCCAUGCACGCUGAGCGUAUUACCGCUGACGAUAGGGUAUAUCGGAGGGUACAGCAAGGACGGGACAGAUAGACCAUCGCUCAGCGCGCAGGCGCUCGCAUUUUCCUUCGGCCUGGCAACAACUCUCGCAGCUUUGGGGGUCAUCUCAUCGUUCCUGGGCCGCGCCUAUGGCCAAAUUGGUGACGGUCUGCCCGUGGCAGUGGGCCUUGUCGCGGUGGUCAUGGGCCUAAACCUGCUGGAGGUUCUCCCGCUGCAACUGCCCUCCCUGGACGUCGAUGUCCGUAAAGCCCCGGUACCGCCGGCACUGCAAGCCUAUCUUGCCGGGGCCACAUUCGCACUGGCGGCCUCGCCGUGCAGCACGCCCGUGCUGGCCACCCUGCUGGCCUACGUGUCCGCCACUCGCGACCCGCUGGAGGGCGGGGCCCUGCUGCUGGCGUACACGUGCGGGUACGUGGGGCCGCUGCUGCUGGCGGCCUCGUUCACGGGCAUGGUGAAGGAGCUCAUGGCUUUGCGGCAGUACUCCGCCUGGGUGACGCCGGCCAGCGGUGUGCUCCUGGUCGCAGGGGGGACUUACACCUUGCUCUCGCGGCUGGUGCCCUCAUAA
Volvox carteri f. nagariensis is the source of this 762-nucleotide messenger RNA. RefSeq lists its product as uncharacterized. Gene Ontology annotation, cellular component: membrane. NCBI's taxonomy places the organism in Eukaryota, Viridiplantae, Chlorophyta, Chlorophyceae, Chlamydomonadales, Volvocaceae. The transcript has 6 exons. Gene Ontology annotation, biological process: cytochrome complex assembly. The record is from RefSeq and is a predicted model, not a curated record. The annotation marks the transcript as partial.